This is a messenger RNA of Teleopsis dalmanni, 638 nucleotides long. RefSeq names its product ADP-ribosylation factor-like protein 2-binding protein. NCBI's taxonomy places the organism in Eukaryota, Metazoa, Arthropoda, Insecta, Diptera, Diopsidae. The transcript has 3 exons. Gene Ontology annotation, cellular component: mitochondrial intermembrane space. Gene Ontology annotation, biological process: positive regulation of tyrosine phosphorylation of STAT protein; maintenance of protein location in nucleus. The record is from RefSeq and is a predicted model, not a curated record. The coding region runs from base 15 to 533 and encodes 172 amino acids.
ACUAAUAAUUAAACAUGGAUACAUUUGGAGACGUUUCACUGAAUAUUAUAUGCAAGAAUAAUAACAGCGAAUAUUUUGAUACAGUUAUUGGAUACAUUGAGGAAAUUGUUUUAAGUGAUGAAUUUGAGUGCCUGCAUACUAAAUUCUUGAACUCAAAUUGGCAUAAAAUCGAAGAUGGCGAAGAGAAUAAAUUGGAAUAUAUGGAUAUAUUCAACGACUAUGCGAACACAUUUGAAAGUUUCAUCGUACGCGAAUUAAGUAGACGUAUGGAAGACUUUAGUAUGGAGCAUUUUGCAGAAGAGUUAAGAAACUAUGAAGCUAAUAAUGAUUCAGAGUAUAAUAAUGACAUUUUCGAACUUUUAAAUUCUUUCACAAGUUUUGAAACCUUUAAGGAAAUCAUGCUGGACUACCGUAACAAAAUGGAGGGUAACACGAGUCACUUAGAUUUUGAUAUACUUGUUGUAACAAGAGCGGAAAUCAAUCCAAAUAAAGUGUUUGAUAUGAGUACAGAAUGCUUAAUUAAUCAAAGUUAAGGCAUACAACUGUGUCUCGGGUUAAGAGCACGGACUUGCAGUAUUACAUUAGUAUAAUAUAUGUCAUUUGCCUAAUUUACUUUAGAAAAAGGCCUACUAUAAAUU